AAGGUAAAAUUACAAUACCCGUGUUAAGCCCCAAAGAAAUUUGAUAGUGUGGCACUCAAAAAUGUGUUGAAUAACAUUCUGACCAAGUCAAAUAACGUUUAUUGUGUGCAAGUGGCUCUGUAACUCGAAAGUGCAGCGAUUCAUUCUAAACGACUCAGACUGAGCAACAGUUGGCCCCAAACCACCGUUUUCAGUUGAGUUUCCACCGCGAUUUGGUGACGACGUGCCUUGUCUCGCGCCUCCGAGAAAUCCGCCAAGUAAAUACAUAGAUAAAUAUUUAACAAAACUUAUUUCAAUAUUGGGAAAAACUAGAACUAAAUCUAGUCUGCAAAGAAACCCAACAAGUGCAUAAAAGAGCUUACAAAACAAUUUUGAAUAGUCAGUAAAACCUGCAUUCAAGCUAGUUUUGCAUCACAGUGCAAAAAUAAACUUAAAUUGGAAGCGACAGAGAAAAUUCCCUAAAUCGUUUCUGCGUGUAAUCCUAAGGGGAAUCUUCAUGUUUUAAGUCGACAAUGAGCGCGGAGAGACAGCUCGAACAUCACAUUUGGAACAAUCAAAACUAUAUAAAGUGAAAUCUGAGAUGGACUGGUUACUAGCAACGCCGCAGUUGUACAGCGCGUUCUCCUCGCUGGGAUGCCUGGAGGGUGACACCUACGUGGUCAACCCCAAUGCCUUGGCCAUUCUGGAGGAGAUCAACUACAAGCUUACCUACGAGGACCAGACACUGCGCACCUUCCGCCGGGCCAUUGGGUUCGGGCAGAACGUGAGGUCCUCGCUGAUCCCGCUGCUGGAGAACGCGAAGGACGACGCGGUGCUGGAGUCGGUGAUCCGCAUCCUGGUCAACCUGACGGUGCCGGUGGAGUGCCUCUUCUCCGUGGACGUGAUGUACCGCACGGACGUGGGCCGGCACACGAUCUUCGAGCUGAACAAGCUGCUCUACACGAGCAAGGAGGCCUUCACCGAGGCGCGGAGCACCAAGAGCGUGGUGGAGUACAUGAAGCACAUCCUCGAGUCGGACUCGAAGCUGUCGCCGCACAAGUGCGACCAGAUCAACAACUGCCUGCUGCUGCUGCGCAACAUCCUGCACAUCCCGGAGACGCACUCGCACGGCGUGAUGCCCAUGAUGCAGUCGAUGCCGCACGGCAUCUCCAUGCAGAACACCAUCCUGUGGAACCUCUUCAUCCAGAGCAUCGACAAGCUGCUGCUCUACCUCAUGACCUGCCCCCAGCGAGCCUUCUGGGGCGUCACCAUAGUCCAGCUCAUCGCCCUCAUCUACAAGGACCAGCACGUGAGCACCCUGCAGAAGCUGCUCAACCUCUGGUUCGAGGCCUCCCUCUCCGAGAGCUCCGAGGACAACGAGAGCAACACCUCGCCUCCGAAGCAGGGCAGCGGCGACUCCAGCCCCAUGCUGACCUCCGACCCCACCUCCGACUCCUCCGACAACGGCAGCAAUGGACGUGGCAUGGGUGGCGGCAUGGGCAGCAAGCGGGAGGGCACCGAGGCCACCCUGCAGGAGGUGAGCCGCAAGGGCCAGGAGUACCAGAACGCCAUGGCCCGCGUCCCGGCCGACAAGCCCGACGGCUCCGAGGAGGCCUCCGACAUGACGGGCAACGAGAGCGAGCUUCCGGGAUCCCCGGAGCAGUCGCAGCCCGCCGGGGAGUCCAUGGACGACGGCGACUACGAGGACCAGCCGCGCAGCCAGGACGACGACGAGGAUGAAAACGAGGACGAGGCGGAGGACGAGGAGUAUCUGCGAAUGAGCACCCCCUCGGAGCCGCUGAACCUGACCCAACAACCAGCUGACACGGUCAACAACACUACCACAACACUCCCCAUUUCCAGUCCGACUGGCUGCCUGGGCAACGGCAACGAGCCGUUCAAACCCCCGCAUCCCCUCCCCCUGAGGGCAUCCACCUUGGCACAGGCACAGAUGCACCAGUUCAACGAGUCCUCCUCCUACGCGGCCCACGUGUCGGCGGUGAAGCUCGGCCAGAAGUCGCCGCACGCCGGCCAGCUCCAGCUGACGAAGGGCAAGUGCUGCCCGCAGAAGCGCGAGUGCCCCUCCUCGCAGUCGGAGCUAUCGGAUUGCGGUUACGGCACGCAGGUCGAGAACCAGGAGUCCAUCUCCACCUCCAGCAAUGACGACGACGGGCCGCAGGGCAAGCCGCAGCACCAGAAGCCACCCUGUAACACGAAACCGAGGAACAAGCCACGCACCAUUAUGUCACCCAUGGACAAGAAGGAGCUGCGCCGCAAGAAGCUGGUCAAGCGCAGCAAGAGCAGCCUCAUCAACAUGAAGGGUUUAGUCCAACACACGCCCACCGAUGACGACAUCUCCAAUCUGCUCAAAGAGUUCACCGUGGACUUCCUGCUCAAGGGGUACAACUAUCUGGUGGAGGAGCUCCACAUGCAACUCCUUUCCAAUGCGAACAAGAAGGUUCCAAUUGAUACGUCGCACUUCUUCUGGCUGGUGACGUAUUUCCUGAAGUUCGCCGCCCAGCUGGAGCUGGACAUGGAGCACAUAGACACGAUCCUCACCUACGACGUGCUGAGCUACCUGACCUACGAGGGAGUGACCCUCUGCGAGCAGCUGGAGCUGAACGCGCGCCAGGAGGGGAGCGACCUGAAGCCCUACCUGCGCCGGAUGCACCUGGUGGUGACGGCCAUCCGGGAGUUCCUGCAGGCCAUCGACACCUACAACAAGGUGACCCACCUGAACGAGGACGAUCGCGCCCACCUGAGGCAGCUCCAGCUGCAGAUCAGCGAGAUGUCCGACCUGCGGUGCCUCUUCGUGCUCCUCCUGCGGCGGUUCAACCCCAGCAUCCACUCCAAGCAGUACCUGCAGGACCUGGUGGUCACCAACCACAUACUCCUCCUGAUCCUGGACAGUUCGGCCAAGCUGGGAGGAUGCAAAUCGAUACGCCUGUCGGAGCACAUAACCCAGUUUGCUACCCUGGAGGUAAUGCACUACUACGGCAUCCUGCUGGAGGACUUCAGCAACAACGGAGAGUUCGUCAACGACUGCAUCUUCACCAUGAUGCAUCACAUAGGCGGGGAACUGGGUCAGAUUGGCGUUUUAUUUCAGCCAAUUAUCCUGAAGACCUACUCCAGAAUUUGGGAGGCGGACUACGAGCUGUGUGAUGACUGGUCUGAUCUCAUCGAGUAUGUCAUCCACAAGUUCAUGAACACUCCUCCGAAGUCUCCGCUCACAAUUCCCACAACUUCGUUGACUGAAAUGACCAAAGAACACAAUCAGGAGCACACCGUUUGCUCUUGGUCGCAGGAGGAAAUGGAUACCCUGUAUUGGUAUUAUGUACAGAGCAAGAAAAACAACGAUAUUGUGGGGAAAAUAGUUAAGCUCUUCAGCAACAAUGGCAACAAGCUUAAGACUCGGAUCUCCAUUAUCCAACAACUCUUGCAACAGGACAUUAUCACCUUGUUGGAGUACGAUGACUUGAUGAAAUUCGAGGACGCCGAGUACCAGAGAACUUUGCUGACCACGCCCACUUCCGGAACCACAGAGUCCGGAAUCGAGAUUAAGGAGUGUGCCUAUGGAAAGCCCUCAGAUGAUGUGCAGAUCCUGCUCGACCUGAUCAUCAAGGAGCACAAGUCGCAGCACCUGGUGUGGCUGCAGCGCAUCCUGAUCGAGUGCUGCUUCGUGAAGCUGACCCUGCGGAGCGGGCUGAAGCUGCCCGAGGGGGACCACAUCAUGGAGCCGGUGGCGUACCACUGCAUCUGCAAGCAGAAGUCCAUCCCGGUGGUGCAGUGGAACAACGAGCAGUCGACGACGAUGCUCUACCAGCCCUUCGUGCUGCUGCUCCACAAGCUGGGCAUCCAGCUGCCGGCGGACGCGGGCUCGAUCUUCGCCAGGAUCCCCGACUACUGGACCCCGGAGACGAUGUACGGACUGGCCAAGAAGCUGGGACCGCUGGACAAACUCGUCCUCAAGUUCGACCCCAGCGAGCUGGAGGAUGCCACCGCGGCGAGUCCCGCCCGCUACCACCUCACCGGACCCCGCAACUCGCUCAGCUCGGUGAGCAGCCUGGACGUGGACCUGGCCGAGCCGGAGGAGCUGGCCCUCAUCCCCGAGGUGGACGCCGCCGUGGAGCGGGCCCACGCCAUGGCCUCCACGCCCUCGCCCAGCGAGAUCUUCGCGGUGCCCAAGACCAAGCACUGCAACUCGAUCAUCAGAUAUACACCCGAUCCCACGCCCCCAGUUCCCAACUGGCUGCAGUUGGUUAUGCGCAGCAAAUGCAAUCAGCGCUCCGGUCCGUCUGGCGAUCCCAGCGAUUGCAAUGGAACCCCAUCCACAAUCGCGGAGGACGAUGGAUUGGGAAAGUCAGUGAGUGCCGCCACCUCGCAGGCGGCGAGCCCCUCGAUGAGCGGGGCCAACCCCACGACGACCAGGCUGGGGUGCCUCACCAUGCUGAACUCCUUCAUGGGCGGCCACAACGAGAACAGCAGCAGCUCCGGGUGCGGGGGCACCGUGUCCUCCCUCUCGAUGGUGGCCCUCAUGAGCACGGGGGCGCCGGGCGGGGGAGGAGUCGCCUCCCCACUCGACAUGGAGGUGGACGCCUCGAUGAAGUCCUCGUUCGAGCGACUGGAGGUCAACGGAUCGCACUUCUCGAGGGCCAACAACCUGGACCAGGAGUACAGUGCCAUGGUGGCAUCUGUGUACGAGAAGGAGAAGGAACUAAACAGCGACAAUGUGUCCAUAGCCUCCGACCUGACCAGAAUGUAUGUGAGCGAUGAGGAGGAGCGACUCGAGCGGGUGCCCCACUAUCAUUGAGGAUCUGUAUCUAAAUCCCGUGGCCCACCAGGUGAAACAUAUCUAGCUCUUACCUGCACCCAGCACAAUGAUUGUACAUUUAUGACCUCCAACUGCAAAGGAAUACCUGAUUAAUUAGCUACGCAUAAAGUGCAUUAUACGGUUAGAGAAUGUCUGAGCAGAGGUGAAGAGAAGUGCAUUAUAUACGUACUAUAUAUAGCUCAUACAGCUGUGAGGCUCCGUAGACUCUAUUCCAUAGUUAGGCAUAAGUUAACCCUAGAUUCCACCUGUAUUCUGUACACUUACCACAUGGGCAGUUCCUGGUUGAAUAGUGCAAAUAUAUACACAGAUAUACAUCUAUUUACACGAGUAAGAUCGAGGAGCGUCCGCAUCCGAAUCCAAAUCCAUCUGUAUGUAAUCCCUAGCCAUAAGUUACGCCUAGCAGAAAUAAAGCUUUUCCUGUAGCCGAAAGCCACAAA
This is a messenger RNA of Drosophila ficusphila, 5247 nucleotides long. It is a transcript of the gene tim, whose product is annotated as protein timeless. Gene Ontology annotation, cellular component: replication fork protection complex. Gene Ontology annotation, biological process: replication fork arrest; DNA replication checkpoint signaling; DNA repair. The record is from RefSeq and is a predicted model, not a curated record. Gene Ontology annotation, molecular function: DNA binding. The transcript is spliced from 17 exons. NCBI's taxonomy places the organism in Eukaryota, Metazoa, Arthropoda, Insecta, Diptera, Drosophilidae. The coding region runs from base 581 to 4789 and encodes 1402 amino acids.